UCGGAAGGAUGGAUCCAAAGACAUGAAAUCUGACACUUCGCACUGUAGCGUUGUCUCCGUCACGUCAAGAUGUCCUCAAAAAUCCUCCUGAUUUCUUGUGGCGUCUUUAUAACCAUUUUUUCACAAAUUGUAACAUCCCAGACMCGAGCAUUUUCAAAGAAUCCCGAAGACCUAGAAUUGUUGGUGUUAACGAUAGCUACCGAAGAGACAGAUGGUUAUAAGCGGUUCAUGAGAUCAUGCAGGCAUUAUAAUCUGUCUGUUAGAGUGAUUGGUAUGAAUGAGGAAUGGCGAGGUGGUGACGUACAGCGUGAUCCCGGCGGUGGUCAUAAGAUCAACAUGAUGAAGAAAGUUAUUGGUGAAUACAAGAACAAAAAUAACUUGGUGCUYAUGUUUUCAGAUAGUUAUGAUGCAGUAUUUCUUGCAAAUGCCAAAACUAUCAUCAAGACAUUUUUGGGGUUUGAUAAACAAAUGGUGUUCUCAGCUGAAGGAUUUUGCUGGCCCAACAGAUGGCUUGUGGAUAAGUAUCCAGAAAUCUCACAUGGAAAAAGAUAUUUAUGUUCUGGAGGRUUUAUUGGCUUUGCACCAGUUUUCCAUGAUGUUGUCACAGAUACAGAAAUCAACGAUGAAGAUGACGACCAGCUUUAUUAUACCAAUCUUUACCUUGACGAGAAGAAGCGAGAAAAGUAUAAGAUGGCUCUUGAUCACACCACAAAAUUAUUUCAGAACCUCAAUGGGGCAGAAGGACAAUGAACUACCAACAGUGAUGAUGGCRAUAUUCAUUCCAUACGCAACUCCAUUUAUGCCUGAAUUCUUUAARAAGAUUGAAAAAAUUGACUACCCAAAGAAGCGCAUUGAUCUGUAUAUUCAUAACAUGGUUGAAUAUCAUUCCAAUCAUGUUGCUGAUUGGCUGAAAGGAGGUGCAAARGGAUUAUACAAAACAGUUACAAACAUUGGUCCACCAGCGUUUACAGACUCCGGCGAGAAGGAAUUUAUAGCAAGAAACAAAAUAGUGGAAGCAGCAUUAUCAAGUGGAGAUGACUACCUCUUCUAUGUCAGCUCUGAGGUCUCAUUCACUAACAAAGACGUCUUAAAGAUCCUUAUAUCACAAAACAGGGUUUCAGCCAAGGAUUGGGAAGAAAGAUAUCUACAUCCAAACUAUUCUCAAAACUUGAAUGAAAGCAUUCCUAUCGAACAGCCAUGCAAUGAUGUGUUCUGGUUCCCACUUUACUCUGAGACAUGGGCAAAACACAUGAUUGAAGAAAUGGAGAAUUAUGGGCAAUGGUCUGGAGGGAAAAAUGAAGAUGCACGUUUGGCUGGUGGUUAUGAGAAUGUCCCUACAGUYGAUAUACACAUGAACCAGGUUGGAUAUGAAGCAGAAUGGCUGCACACACUCAAGAAGUAUGUCGUCCCUAUCAAUAAUCGACUUUUCCCUGGAUAUUAUUCAGAUGGUCGUGCAAUAAUGAACUUUGUGGUUAAGUACACACCAUCAGGACAGUACUAUYUGCGUCCACAUCAUGACUCCUCUACGUACACAAUCAAUAUUGGACUAAAUCGUCCAGGAAUUGAUUAUGGGGUAAGACAUGAUGUAUUAACAUUCUUAGCCUGUGUACGUAGGUUCCCACCACUCCCCCUGUGGGGAAAAUUCCUCACCGAAUCUUCCCUGCAGGGGGAGGGGUGGGAGCAGAUGUAUGCAGCAGGCUUUGACAUUCUUUAUAUAGGAAAUGACUACCAUGAAGGUCUACCAACAACUUGGGGCACUAGAUAUAUCAUGGUCUGUUUUAUUGAUCCUUGAACAGAGCACUGGACAGUUUUUUAUCUAUAAAUUUUUAUAUGAAAAUGAUGAUGCUUAACAGGCAAUAAACAGAGUAAAAUAAUAUUAAGAUAUUAUUAAAGAUGGAUAUGAAGACAAGUCUGCCGAARAGGAUAUGCAUUUCAAUAAUUGCUAGUUUUAGGAAAAGGUGUACAUUUGCUUUAAAGCAAGAUCAUGGCAGUUUGCAAUGAUAGAUACUUGUGAACAAUUUUCCUGAGCAUGAAAAGAUAUCAUGUCAAUAAAAUGGUUAUGGUUGCAUAGUUACCUUUCAGACUGGCUCAGAAACUGACAAUAGUUCUGUCAUUUUAUCAAUGACCAAUAAAUUGUUGCAGCGAAAAAGA
Exaiptasia diaphana is the source of this 2151-nucleotide messenger RNA. RefSeq names its product multifunctional procollagen lysine hydroxylase and glycosyltransferase LH3. Gene Ontology annotation, molecular function: procollagen-lysine 5-dioxygenase activity. Gene Ontology annotation, biological process: peptidyl-lysine hydroxylation. NCBI's taxonomy places the organism in Eukaryota, Metazoa, Cnidaria, Anthozoa, Actiniaria, Aiptasiidae. The record is from RefSeq and is a predicted model, not a curated record. Gene Ontology annotation, cellular component: endoplasmic reticulum.